Molecule: messenger RNA, 699 nt
Organism: Mesorhabditis belari
Lineage: Eukaryota; Metazoa; Nematoda; Chromadorea; Rhabditida; Rhabditidae
Source: the annotation of a GenBank genome assembly
AUGUGGUCGUUGACAACAAUGAAUAUAAUGUUAGCCGUAUUCUCGAUGUUGAUGGCUGUGGUUGCGUUGGGAUUGUUGGCAUUUAUAAUCGCUCGCGAACACUACAUGCCAAAAGAAACAGCGAAGUUACAAUUUCGAGAACGAAUUAAACGCCACGAGAGUGUCGUUGUAGAUUUUCGUGAUCCAUCAACCGUUCCCGAUCAUUUCCUCCAGCUGAACACGCUGAUGUUCGAGAAGAGAAAACACCGCGCAAGCAAUAAUCAAAUUAAAGAAGUCGAGAAAAAUAUUUUGAAUCUCGCGGGAAUGGAGAAAAUGAUGACACCGAUAUCUGAAGAGGACGAAAUGUCACAACGAUCGCGCAGCAGUGUGGAUGGAACGACGAAAAAAGCUGAGUCAACGAGUUCAUCCGAGGGUUUUUAUUCGAAUUCCGCUCGUUCUUCUUCAAUUUCUUCAUCUUCUCCCUCAACUUCUACAUCAGAUUCGGAAGCCGAGUACGCCGAUGUUCCAUUGAAAGAUGAGAUAAUCCCAAAAAGCAAUAGUCCAAUUAUUCUCACCAAUUCGAUCACAAGAGCUAAACGGAGUUUCCCCUACGAGGAAUCGAUGAUUCCCAAGCAAUUAUCCGACAAUUCGAUCAAUCUCUCCCCAACUUCAAACACAAAAGAAAUCAUUUUAGAAUGCGGAAAUGAGUAUUCGUUGUGC